UCCUUUGGCAGGAAUCAUUUGAUCUUGACGAGCGCAAGUGUCCAGUUCAACGCGAUAGAGCAACACCGGACGAAAAAUAACCCCCCAAAAGGAACAACCGUCUUGGAAGGAAAAGGGCCAGUUUUUGUGCUGAUAGUUUUGCACAAAAUAAAGGGAAAAUUUUUGCUACAAAUUGAGUUUGUGAUUUUUAAAAGUACAAUUUCGUGCCAGGUAGCAGAUUGGUGAAGGAAAUAGUGUGCUCGCACGGGAAGUGUAAUAUUUGAACCGAUCGCAAAUGAUCUUCUCCCGAUCACUCCAUCAUACAUUGCUAGGAGUUAGUAUCGUUGAAAAGGACGGCUAAUCAUUGAAACGGCUAAGUGCCUGGUGAACAGAAAAAAUUAGACAUUUGAAAACAAAAAAAAAACAAAACAUUCAAGUUAAAGUGUGUGAACAGCGAUCCGCCAACAAUGAAGACGGUCAUACCCUUAGGUUUGCUGCUAGGUUUGCUGAUGGUCCAACCGGCCCAAAGCGCACCCUUCAACCUGCGCGAUACGGCAGACGAAGGCAUCACCAUGCCGGAAUCGAAAAUAAUUGAUCUGGAAAAUCUGACCGAAAGUGAACGGGAAUUCUUACGGGAGAACGUCAACAUAACAGCAGUUAAGAUACAGCAGCAGGCGCUCCGGGAGCAACAGAACAUGAACCGUACCAGCGGUCCGAUGGCCAUCACCCAGAGCACCAUCGACCGGAACGUUCCCGAUCGGGUGAAAACCAGAAAAGAAUACGCAGAGCAUAUAAUCGGUAACAUCAAGCACAACAUCGAAAGCAACCUGAUGCGGAACGAUACCGUGUCCCAUCUGGCCGCCACGCACGAGAUGGCCUUUUCCGCCGUCUGCGAGAUGCCCAAAAACACCAACUCCAGCCAAUGGAACGAAGACAACACCUGGAAUCUAUUUUUCCGUCUGCCUCACAAUAAGCAGUAUAAUUCUGUCAGCUCGGCUGUUCUAAGAUUGUACAUGAAUGGAAUCAAUUCAACCGGUGCACGCAAUCAACGAGAAUCGGGCAAUUGCAAGAAUCCCUCGGAACAGAUGAUUCGCAUAACGGUGUCGGUGUACUUCCGCAAGAAUAGAAGAGAUAAUGGAGCUCCUGAACGUAAGAAGCGUAUCUGCAGUUGUACAACGAUCACCCAAUCGUACCGAGGCUGGAUUACGAUGGAUACGUUGCUGGCGGUGAAGUUGUGGGAUAAACCGAACCGUAACCUAGGCAUUGCGAUCGACGUCGAAGAUCAGGAGGAUCGACCAAUGCGGGCGGCCGAUUUCUUUCAGCCAGCCGAUUGUUCGGAGGCAAGUAAAACCAACGCUUCAUCCAUAUUUCCAUGGAGCUUUUUCGGAAGUUCACUCGCACGGACCGUUAAUGAAAUGGACGAUGUGCCACACUACCCGCGAAUAGAUAUCGUUUUCCAGCGAAAUAUGCAUCACAACCAUCGCCUGUACCGCCCGAAGUAUCACUACGGGUAUGGUGUGCGUCCUCAUCUAGUGGCAAACGGUUCCACCAGUGGCAGCAGCAGCAGCACGAGAAAUUCGUACGAACACGAGGACGUAGACAGUAGGGGCCACCAGACCGACGCCGGCAUCCUUGUUUCGGCUACCAAUCACCACAACUACAAGCGGGCGCACCAUUUACAGCAUAUAUUCCACAAGCAUACCCACCAUCAGCCCGUUGUGCAGCAACCGCUGGUUAUUGGCCGGGCACAGAUAAAGCGUCGCCAUCUGAACCAUCGCACCGCUGCCAGCAAUGACGACAGUGAGGAAAACCAAUCCGUCUCCUCGUCUGCAGCGCGCGAUUCGACCGGUGUCUCAUCGGGCGAGGAUCGGCAUCUAUGAUUCGAUCAUGUUGCAUAAUUAUUUUCGCUAAUAAUAGUUUGUUCGCACCUCACGCUAGGUGAUCGCAUCAACCUCAACCUGCUAGCGAUAUAAUGGUAAUGUAUUCUAACCGCUUAAACAUCCUUCCGUUUGCGAACGCUUAGCUGUAUGGAUAUUGAUUUUGUAGUGUGUAAAGAUACGGAGUACGGAUGCUGCAUAGGGCACCGUCGUAACAUGCGCUUCCUGUUUUUGAGUUCCUUUUUUACAUUUUCUUGUUCCUUAGCAUUUGGUUGAGUUUGAUAAUGCAUAAGAAAGCACAAAUGAGCACAAGGAAUCGGUUGAUUCAGAUCGGGUUCCGGUUAAACCUCACAGUCAAAUUGCAUCAAAUUGCGACAGCGGGUGCUGUAGAGUUCCUGUGCUCCUUAGUACUGUACUUAAGUUGAUUCGAUGGUCGGUGAAAAACUGUUAAACGAGCCCGUGUUAUAAGUAAAUGUUAUGCCCAUCAAACAAGUGUUAGUGAGAGCGCACUUUGCGGGAUGGAAGGCGAAUUGAGAAGAAGCGAACACGUGUCGCUCAAUAAUGCGCGUAUAGUUAUGUAGCGAUUAAGGAUAUAUGUACGUUUUUGGGCGUGCCAUUUGCACUCUAUGUGUGCUAGGAAUCGGUUGUUUUUUCCCUCUUUCUCUCUCUCCCUCUCUUUCACGGAACAGGUUCUUUAAUAAUUUUUCAAAUGGUUAAGCUUUAUACAUAGCGAUACGAAUAAGUUAACACAACUAUAGAGGAAGUGCCGAACUGAUCAUUACAAACAACCGACAAUUACGAGCUGUUCGAUGCGUACUGACUUCAAAGGUGCGCGUGUACCCUGGCCGAAAGGGAACAGUGCGCGCAGGACGAACAGGACGAAACAUCGUGUACAUAUUCCUUUUCUUAUCCUUUCUGUUUCACGGCUUUCUGUCACACUGUGUGUGAGAUGAAGCACCAAACUUACUAUCGUUGUAUCUAGAUGUAUUAUUUAUUGCACUGAUCAGCCCCGUUUCUGGGGGGAGGAAGGAAAGAUGAAGAAUGUUGGUUCCAAUAUUGCCAUGCUGCUGCGUAGGUUGACCCCCUUCGUAAGCUACAAUUCAGAUCAGAUUACUAUUAUUUACCAUUUCGAAACUAUUAAGCUAUUCUUACGAAUUCUUGCGAACUGUAAUCACACUAAAUAGGUUGAAGCACGCAUGGUCACCAUGCAAGCUGCCGGUCGAAACAUCAUACAUACACUAGAAUAGAAUAGAAUUGUAAAUAUCUAGGGAAGAGGAUAUACGUUUACUUGUCUGCUGUUAGCUUACCAGCAAGAGUGAAAAUAUUGUUAUCGAUUGUUUUGCUAUCAUUUUGCGGUGACACACACACAGUUCGGUACGCUAGUAGUGCAUAGUGCAGCAAUGCAGUAGACUAGACAAAAAUGCCAAUGGUGACGCGUAAGCGGUCGUGCUUAAUGCGAUAAUAACACCGGGCAACGAUGAUUUUGAACUAUUGAAAAAUAAAACUAAAUGUAGAGUAGUAUUGUACGGCUAGUUAAGUAUACAGGUGAAAUAAAUGAUGAAUAAAAUGGCUUCAUGAAAACACUAGCAAA
Anopheles funestus (African malaria mosquito) is the source of this 3447-nucleotide messenger RNA. RefSeq names its product protein anachronism. The record is from RefSeq and is a predicted model, not a curated record. The transcript is spliced from 6 exons. NCBI's taxonomy places the organism in Eukaryota, Metazoa, Arthropoda, Insecta, Diptera, Culicidae. Bases 447 to 1859 code for a protein of 470 amino acids.